AUGAGUCUAAACUCUUCUAGUAGCGGAAGUGGAAGCGGUGGUGGAAGCAGUGGUAGUAGCAGCCCUUGUGGUGCUUGCAAGUUCUUGAGAAGGAAGUGUGUGCAAGGGUGCAUCUUUGCUCCAUACUUCGAUUCUGAACAAGGUACAACCCAUUUUGCGGCGGUGCACAAGGUGUUCGGAGCAAGCAACGUGUCCAAGCUCCUCCUUAAUGUUCCGGUGCACCGGAGGCCCGAUGCGGUGGUCACCAUUUGUUAUGAAGCACAGUCACGGCUGAGAGAUCCUGUGUAUGGUUGUGUUGCUCAUAUCUUUGCCCUUCAGCAACAGGUGAUGAGUUUACAAGCAGAACUAUCCUACUUACAAGGUCACCUUACCACAUUGGAGGCACCCCAACAACCACCACCUCAUUCACCGCAGCUUGCGGUGGCACAACCGAUUUUUUCAAUUGCCGACUUACCGUCCGCCACCGCGGUGGCUAUGCCGGCCACCUAUGAUGUAACUUCACUUUUUGAUCCAAUGGGCCAAACUUCAUGGGCCAUGCAGCAAAGGGCCAUGGACCCACGUCAAUAUUUGGGUGCUGCACCAUCAAGCACAAGUGGUGAUCUUCAUCUUCAUGGAGUGGCACGUGAGCUUUCACAUAGACAUGGUUCUCCACCUCCACCUCAUGCACCAUCCUCCAAUGCCUCUUCAUCUCUGUCGCUUUCUAAAUGA
Messenger RNA from Gastrolobium bilobum, 708 nucleotides. RefSeq names its product LOB domain-containing protein 18-like. The coding region runs from base 1 to 708 and encodes 235 amino acids. The transcript has 2 exons. Lineage: Eukaryota; Viridiplantae; Streptophyta; Magnoliopsida; Fabales; Fabaceae. Gene Ontology annotation, biological process: hormone-mediated signaling pathway; positive regulation of DNA-templated transcription. Gene Ontology annotation, cellular component: nucleus. The record is from RefSeq and is a predicted model, not a curated record.